Messenger RNA from Dama dama (fallow deer), 1183 nucleotides. It is a transcript of the gene RDM1, whose product is annotated as RAD52 motif containing 1. Gene Ontology annotation, cellular component: nucleolus. Lineage: Eukaryota; Metazoa; Chordata; Mammalia; Artiodactyla; Cervidae. The transcript has 7 exons. The coding region runs from base 37 to 894 and encodes 285 amino acids. Gene Ontology annotation, molecular function: RNA binding. The record is from RefSeq and is a predicted model, not a curated record.
CCUGCUCGCGAGCCGCGCACGCGCGGUGACGGUAGGAUGGCGGAGUUGGUACCUUUUGCGGUUCCCACAGGGAGUGACAAAACCUUGCUUGUGUGGGAACUGAGCUCUGGACCCACGGCCGAGGCCUUGCAACAUUCUCUGUUCACAGUCUUCUCCCAGUUCGGCCUUCUGUAUUUGGUCCGAGUCUUCCCAAACGCAGCAGUGGCCGGUCCUGGAUUCUAUGCCAUCAUCAAGUUUUAUUCAGCAAGGGAUGCUCACAGAGCCCAAAAGGCAUGCAACCAGAAGCAGCUUUUCCAGAAAUCUCCAGUGAAGAUUCGUCUUGGCACCCAACAUAAGGCAAUUCAACACAACGCCCUUGCCCUGAACAGCUCCAGAUGUCAGGAAUUGGCAAAUUACUACUUUGGUUUCAAUGGAUGGUCAAAAAGGAUCAUCAAGCUUCAGGAUCUUUCUGACCCUGAAGAAGAAAGGGAAAAUGAAGAUAUUAUGGCACCUCUUCAGAAGCAAAGUCUGAAGUUCUUCUGUGCUUUAGAGGUGGUGUUGCCAUCCUACGAGUGCAGAAGUCCAGGAGUUGGCAUGGCUGAGGAACCUUUGGAUAACUUGGAAGAAGGGCCAUUAUCACUCCUUAUGAAAAGGAAGAAAACCCAGAAGCUUGCUAUUCAGAAGGCUAUGACAGAUGCAUUCCAGAAAUUGCAGAUUGUGGUUUUAGAAAGUGGUAAAAUAGCUGUGGCGUAUAGAUCCUGUGAAGAGGUCACAGAUGCUAGAACUGAAGAGGAACUACAGGAUUUAAUUCAAGUCAGCUGCUUUUCCUGGAAGCCGUGUGGCCAAGGAGAGGAAGAAUGCCUCUCAGACUUCAGCUUUGAGGAGGAAGAGUUCACAGUGCCAGAACUGGCCUAGCACUAAUCAAUUUCCUGGAAUGCUUGGCUCUGGAGCUUCCUUGGGAAGCUCUGCAUCCCCUUCCACUCCUCCCCCAACCCCUGGGCUGCCAGCGUCCAGGGCCAUUUAGGUCUGCAGCCCAAAUCCUGCCUGGUUGCACGGAGCCAGGAGGGGCUGGGGGAGGCUGGGGAGAGGGCCCGGCCGGAGGUCACUGUCACCUGUGCGAGAGGAAGGAUGGCUUGGUUUGCGCCCUGGUGACUCUGGGGAAAAGGCGCACUCAGAUGGCGCAGAUUGGUUCGAACCUAAUAAA